Messenger RNA from Ichthyophthirius multifiliis, 1047 nucleotides. RefSeq lists its product as hypothetical. The transcript has a single exon. NCBI's taxonomy places the organism in Eukaryota, Ciliophora, Oligohymenophorea, Hymenostomatida. The record is from RefSeq and is a predicted model, not a curated record.
UUAAACACUUCCGUAAUAUUGUGAGUUCAUAUUUUAAUUACCGAAAUGAUUCAAUUUAAGAAGUAUGUAGAAUAAAAAAUGGCUACGAGCGUUUACCUGAGGAAAACAAAAAGCAUUUGAAAUAUAAAAUGGAAGAAAAAGUUGAUAAAUACCUAAAAGCUGUUGAAUAAAACGCUAUUUUUUUAGACAAAAUAGUUGAAAGUUACCACCAUAUAGUUUAUGGAAUUGACCCAUAUACAAAAACUUAAUCAAAUCCAUAAAAAUAUGUAUUAUUUAAAGACGUGUCUAAACUAAGAAGUACAUUAAAAUAAUUUGUUAGAGAUUGGAGUAAAGAAGGUAAAGUUGAAAGAGAUAAAUGCUAUAAACCUGUUUUAUAAGAAUUUUAGAAAUAUUUUCCCGAAAAUUUUAAAAAUGGAGAAAGAGUAAGAGUACUUUUCCCAGGAUGUGGCUUAGCAAGAAUUGUAUUGGAUUUUGCCAGUCUAGGAUAUGGAGCUUAGGGAAAUGAAUUUUCUUAUCAUAUGCUUUUUGCGAGCAAUUAUUUACUUAAUAUAGUAGAAAAGGCCGAAAGUAUAUAAAUUUAACCUUUUAUUCAUUCGUUUUCGAAUAAUUUUUCAUUUGAAAAUCCCUUUAGGGUAUAUACAAUACCUGAUGUGCUUCCUAUGGACUGCGUACAACCUGAUAAUGAUGAUUUUUCAAUGUCUGCAGGGGAGUUUGUGGGUAUUUAUAAAAAAUAAAUUAAAUAAUGGCAUGGGGUUUGUACAGUUUUUUUUAUUGAUACAGCUAAUGAUAUUAUUGAAUAUAUAAAAACUAUAUAUAAUUGUCUUAAAAAAGAUGGAAUAUGGAUUAAUUUAGGACCUUUGCUUUAUCAUUAUGCAGAUUCUCUUAUUGAACCUUCAAUUGAACUUUCUUGGGAGGAAGUUUUGCAUGUAAUUAAAGGCGUAGGGUUUGAAGUUGUUGUACAUGAAAAUAUUUAAACAAAUUACGCAUCAGAUCCAUUUGAUACAAUGAUGAAAGUAUAGUAUAAUUGUGUAUUUUUUACUGCUAUUA